Penicillium verrucosum is the source of this 813-nucleotide messenger RNA. Its product is annotated as putative transcription initiation factor TFIID, 31kD subunit. Bases 1 to 813 code for a protein of 270 amino acids. Gene Ontology annotation, cellular component: transcription factor TFIID complex; SAGA complex. The transcript is spliced from 2 exons. Gene Ontology annotation, molecular function: RNA polymerase II general transcription initiation factor activity; transcription coactivator activity; protein heterodimerization activity. Lineage: Eukaryota; Fungi; Ascomycota; Eurotiomycetes; Eurotiales; Aspergillaceae. Gene Ontology annotation, biological process: RNA polymerase II preinitiation complex assembly; DNA-templated transcription initiation. The record is from RefSeq and is a predicted model, not a curated record.
AUGGCAUCCCCAGGCCAAACACAGGGCUCAGCACCCACAACACAACCUCUCACCCCACCCGCUGAAUCCUCCUCCGCCGCGAACGGGGCCUCCGCGCCCGCCGCAACAAGCUCCCAGACCCAACCCCAAGUCCCAGCGACAGGCCCUUCAACAACAGCGCCACAACCGCCACCAGUCCCCGGCAUAUCGACUCAAGACAGCGGAAAAACGCGACGACCACGGGACGUGCGGCUGGUCCACAUGCUCCUCGCCUCACUCGGGGUAACCUCCUACCAAGACCGGGUGCCCCUCCAAUUGCUCGACUUCGCAUACCGCUACACCGCUAAUGUGCUACAAGACUCCGUGCACCUUGCGACGGAAGGAUACGCCGCGGCCACAGACGGUACCGCGGGCGCAAAAGGGCUCCGCCGAAGGCUUCCGAAGGAGUUCCUUAUGGAGGUCGCGUCGGAGAGGAAUCGUAUUGCUUUACCCGGUGUAUCGCGUGGCUUCGAUCCUGCUGCUGGUGCUAAUGGCGCUGUUCCUGCGGCGAACCAGAGUGUUGUUAUCGGUGGCAUGCGCUUACCUCCUGAGCGCUUCUGUCUUACAGGAAUGGGGUGGAAUAUGAAGGAGGAGUGGGAUAGUGAGGGCGAGGAAGACGAGAUGCCUGAUGUUAUGCAGCAGCCUGGGGCUGGGAAGGGUGUUGGUGGUGAUGGAGCUGAAGAUAACGAGGACGAGGAUGACAAUGACGGGAAGAUGGAGGAUCUUUUCGGCGAAGAUACCACUAUGGGCGAGGCAGGUGACGGAGACGAGGACCGGAAGAUGACUGAUGUUUAA